Magnolia sinica is the source of this 1221-nucleotide messenger RNA. RefSeq lists its product as uncharacterized. The transcript is spliced from 3 exons. NCBI's taxonomy places the organism in Eukaryota, Viridiplantae, Streptophyta, Magnoliopsida, Magnoliales, Magnoliaceae. The record is from RefSeq and is a predicted model, not a curated record. The coding region runs from base 1 to 1221 and encodes 406 amino acids.
AUGUUCACUCUUGGAGAGAUUCAUGAGCAUUUGCUCAUUAACGGUAUUGAUAAGUCAUACACACAUUGGAUUUUUCACGGUGAAAGUCUUGCGAAAAGUAACGAGAAACCAUCAUCAUCGACGUUUGAUGAUCAAUCCGAUGAUGAGUAUCUUAGAAUGGAGGAACUUGUUAAUGAUGCAUUUAGAAAUAUUGGAGAACAUGCUGAUACUCUUAUGGAUGAUCUUAGAAGAAAUGAAAAUUGUCAUGAAGACCUUGAUGCAGAAAGAUAUAAGGCUUUAUUUGAUGAUGCAAGACAAUCUUUGUACCCUUCCUGCCCUAGAGAACUCACAAAAUUAUCGGUUACUGUUGAGUUGUAUAGUUUAAAGGCACGUAAUGGUUGGUCGGAUAACAGCUUUAAUGAUCUUCUUCAAUUGGUUAAGAAGUUGUUAUCAGUAGAAAACACGUUGCCACUUAAUGGAGUGACAACAUAUGAUUCUCAUUUAAAGACAAUUUUUAAUUUGAAAGCCAUUUUAAUGUGGGGAAUUCAUGAUUUUCCUGCAUAUGGGAGUUUAUCAGGAUGUGUUACACAUGCACAAUAUGCUUGCCCUGUUUGUGCCGAGGGAACCAUCGCUGAACGACUUAAGAGUGGCAAGAAGUACUCCUAUCAGGGUCAUCGAAGAUUUCUUCCUAUUAAUCAUGUUUUUAGGACUCAAAAAGCGGCAUUCAAUAAUAAAGUGGAAGAAGGAAGACCUUCUCAUCGAUUAAGUGGUUCAGAGGUUGAAGCGAAGGUAAUCGGUAUUCAGAUGGAUAUCGGUAAAUCGAAGGGGAAGAAACGAAAAAGUUAUGGUGAUGAUUCGACUGGGAAUAUAACUGCUUGGUACAAAAGAUCUAUCCUAUUCGACUUGCCAUAUUGGAAGGAGUUACCAGUUCGGCAUAACUUGGAUGUAAUGCAUGUUAUAAAGAAUGUUGGUGACCAUCUUCUGUUGACGAUUCUAGAAGUCAAAGAUAAAGCUAAGGAUGAUAUAAGUGCAUGCGAAGAUUUGAAAAAAAUGAACAUAAUGAAAGACUUAUGGCUGAAAGAAGCGGAUGGCAAAACUAUUAAACCAAAGGCACCAUUUACUUUAAGUCGCAAGGAGAAAGAAUUGUUCUGCCAAACAUUGCAUGACUUGAAAGUUCCAACAAGGCAUAGUUCCAGAUUCAAACAUCUUGUGAACUUACAAACUCUUGAGAUAAAGGACUAA